Molecule: messenger RNA, 1202 nt
Organism: Chironomus riparius
Lineage: Eukaryota; Metazoa; Arthropoda; Insecta; Diptera; Chironomidae
Source: the annotation of a GenBank genome assembly
GAACCAAAUUUAUUUAAAAACUCUUUUCUGCUAGACAAGUGUGAAUGCACACAAGAUUUUAAUUUUAAGUUAUUAAUUAAAGCGUUUAAGUGGAGAAAAACUUUUUAUUUGUUUUAUCACAUUAAACUCAUUUACAUUCUGCUUCCGAGCCAAUUUUCAUUAAUAAGAAUCAGCAAAGACGUAAAAGAAACAAAAAUAAAUUAACUGUUAUUUGACUUCAUUCGAACAAGCACAUUUCUCGUUAUAUGACAGCAUAACAUUCGUUUGAAAACUAAAGAACUAGCUACAUACCGUCAUAAUUAUUUGAUUUUUAUUAAAAGCAUGGAAAAAGUUGUGAUUUUCGCAUUUGUGGUGACAAAAUUAUUAUGUCUCAUAAGUGCUCAAGAAUUGUAUUUCGUGGAGAAAUGUUAUCGUGAUGACCCUGAAAUUGAUGAGUGUUUGAGGUAUUCCGGCAAUAAAUUGGCCUCAUAUCUUCAUGAAGGAAUUCCAGAACUAGAACUUGUAGAUGUUGAGCCAGUUAUAAUAGAUGAAAUAUCAAUUUCACUUGGAGAUCCGGAAGAUGAAGAUGCAUAUAGAGCAACAUUUAGGAACAUUGAAGCAUACGGUGUUAGUAAUAUUACGUUAGCAAGAGUACGGUCGGACAUUGACACAUACCAGUUUCAACUUACUUACGAAAUUCCAAGAAUCAGAGUUCGAUCCAACUUUGAGUCGUCUGGUGUUCUGCUAUUAAUAAAAGCAAGUGGGAACGGAGAUUAUUGGGGCGAUUAUGAGAAUGUUAAAUGUAAAGUUUACUUUAAAGGCUUACCCUAUCAGAAAGUCAAUGAUGAUCGAACAUAUUUGAGCGUUGAAACCGUUAAAAUGGAUUUUAGUGUGAGAGACAUUACAAUGGGUGUCGAGAACGAUGGUAACAAUAAAGUCAUUCAAGCAGCAAUGAAUCUUUUCAUAAAUUCAAAUGCACAGGAAUUGUUAAAGGAAAUGAAGCCAGCGCUAAAGGAAAAACUAACCAUACUUCUUCAUAACUUUAUGGAGAAUCUCUUUUCGAAAAUUCCAUUUGAUGAAUGGAUAGAAUAAAUUUUCAUGUAUGAUAGUAUGUCGCAUAUGUAAAUUUAUUUCUGUUUAUUUAAUACUACUUUUUUUAUUAUUUAUCAUUACAUACACAAGAAUAAAAUAGUAAAUAAAUUGUCAUGUGCUCCUCAUGCAUU